This is a messenger RNA of Klebsormidium nitens, 1608 nucleotides long. NCBI's taxonomy places the organism in Eukaryota, Viridiplantae, Streptophyta, Klebsormidiophyceae, Klebsormidiales, Klebsormidiaceae. The record is from the annotation of a GenBank genome assembly.
AUGUCGAGGGAGCGCGAGAGGCAAGAGCGGGGGGGGGCAGCGACACAACAACGAGCUGCGCGGCAGCCUGAAAUGGCAUGGCAGGGGGGGUUUGAGGGUGUUCCCUUCCUGGGGGGCGUGGGGGAGAGGAGGGUCGGAAAAGAGCUCACCACCUCGUUGGCAGCCGGCCAGCCGACCGUGGAUGCGCUGAGGCAAUUCAAGCCAAGUCCUUUCUUGGGCGAGAGAGAGGGGGGAGUUUGGGGGGUAUUCGACUCCCAACGAUCAGCGAUAGGGCAGGCUGGCGUUGCAGGGUCGUCGGAGGGCGUCCGAGGAAACCCGUUUCAAGAGGAGAGGCAAGUCCCGAGAGGAGCAUCUUUGCACGAACGGGUAGCGGGGCAACAAGACAUGAGCCCGCCGGGGGUAUGCGAAAGCACUCUACUCUCUGGGAGGGGGGGGUGGCAAGUCCGCAGGGAAGUAGGUUUUCAGCAGGAGUUGGAGGGGCAACCAGGAGUAACCUUGUCGGGCCUAUCCGGGGCUGGUCCGUUCCAAGGCGGUAUGGGGGGGGUGCCGCACCACCAUUGGGCCAGGCAGCUUGGACUCACCCCGUUGGCAGGAUCGGCAGGCUCCCCUUUUUUGGGGGGGAGGGAGCAGCACUUCGGAGGUCGGGGCGGGGGGGUGGAAUGGGAGGCCGGACAGGCACCGGCAGACUUUGUGGGCAGCCCGCUUUUCGCGAGGGACAGGUGGCGAGGGCAGACGAUGCACCAGACGAGCCUCCAGAGCUGGCCUGCAUCAUCGGGACGGACAACACACGGCCAAGCUACAGAAAACGUUCGUCGACCUGACCUCUAUGGCUCUCACGAACGGAGAGGACAGCCGGCUUGGGAGGACGUACCUUGGCUGGGAGGGGAGCGUCGGCGACCGGCAGACGCAAGCACUUUCGGAGGGCCGUUGAUCUCCGAACGUCUACGGCCAGCCCCGGUGGAUGCACGGCUCCAGAUGUUAGGCUCCGGCUUCCCAAUUCCGGAAGAGCGGAGGCCCGACCUGGCUUCGGAUUUUGGGGGGCCCGCCGUGAAGUUCUCCCCGGUUUUAGCGGCGGGCAUGGCGUCUCCGAACCUGGGGAGAGAAACCAAAGGCCCGACGUUGAGGAGGGAGUUCGCUUGCACGUCUUACAAGUGGUGGAGAGCGGGAAGACGACGACCGCGGCAGAAGUUGCUGCCCUGUUCAACAACGAAGGGGAAGAGGAAACUCAAGUCAGGGCGGAACGAGUGGUUGCGGUCGUUUCCGCAAAGUUGGGAAGCCUCGUGGGCAUCCACACAAUGCGUGAACGCAGGCAUGUUACUUUUGAGCAAGGCAGUUGACCCGGUGGAGUUGCUGCAUCAGCAAUUGAGCACAGCGAAGCGGGAGAAGGACGGGUUGCAGAGAGAGAUCGAGGGUUUGAAAAAGGAGCUGGUGGCGGAGCGGGCAACGCUGGAGGGAAGGCCUUCAGCGGAGAACCUCAAUAAGCUCCUGCAAAGGGAAGUGAGGCGGCUCAGAAAGGAUUACAACGGAGACUCGGAUGGGAUGGGCGAGUUUGACAUUCGGAAGUUGAACUUUGAGCAAGAGAUUGCCAAAGUAGACCCUCAGCUUUAG